UUUAAAAUGUCCAUAUUUAUUCUGCCAGAAAAACAACCGGGUGCCUGGUUUUAAUUGUGACGAAUUUACAGAUUCUUUGAAGAAUAUAAAACAAACUGAGAGGUUAGUAACAAAACUGAGGAAGGACCCUCAUAAGCCUUGAAUCCCUACAGCAAUGCCGUGUUUCUUUUUCAGUGUUUGGAAAUGCUGCUGUUAUUGCUAUGUUUGUUUGCUUCAUUGUCUUCCCCUGUUGCUCUCUCGCCCAUGAAAGUUGCAGGAACCCUCAACCCCACAAUGGCAUCUAUCCAGCUGCCACUGCUGCUCCUCUGCCUGACCUUGUGUGGUGUGUGCCUCAAGGAGAGGCCGCCCUUUCCAGAGGGAAGUGAGAACAUGGGAAGAAGUCCCCUGGAUGACAUCCUGCAGAGAUCUGACAGCCUCAUUCUCCAGUCUGUCUUCAAGAAAGCUGAAAAGGAAGGAGAGAUUAAUAAAGAAUCAAAUGCGCCUCUGCCAGAAUGGCUUUCCAAAAGACAACACUUUGGGAAAAAGUACUUGAGUGAGCUGGAGAAGAGACAGCAUCCUGGGAAAAGAGAUGUUGAGGAAGACACAUCUUAUGGAGACAUCCAGAAGAGGCAGCAUCCAGGGAAAAGAGAGACAGAAGAUGACCUUGACAGCUCUCUGGAGCUAAAAAAGCGACAGCAUCCUGGCAGAAGGUCACUGUUGGCACAGGAUGCUGACAACCCUAGUUCACAGCUGACCUACUUGAAUGAGUUAUCCAAAAGACAGCAUCCGGGCAGAAGGUAUCUGAUCUACAAGCACCAGCAUCCUAGCAAGAGAGGCUGGAAUGAUGAGGUAGACUUAAAUGAUCGAUAUGGUGAGAAACACCAGCACCCUGGAAAAAAGCACUGGAAUUUUGACAGCUCAGAUGAUGCAGGCCCCUGCAACUUUCAGGAGUCCUUCAACUGUAACAAAGGCAGCUUGUUGCUUGAUCUAGUAGAAAAUGCUGGCAAAGAAAAACGUCAGCACCCAGGAAAGAGAUCAGCAUGGGAGAGUGAAACAGAAGAAUGAGAAAAUCAUUGUGUAUCCUUUGCAUUGGUGAAGUAAGCUGCCAGAUCACUAAAAAGUUCUGUUCACUCCCUUUCUGCUUCCUGCUGCUGACCUCUGCACCCAUCUUUCAGUGCAUUAAUGGCUUUGUCACACACUUAAAGGGACUGAGGGGGACAGUUGCAUGGGUCAGGCAAGUACUGAGAAUCUCCAACUCACCGGAUCCAAAGAUGAAAGUGCUUAUUUCCUUAUGGGCCCAGACCCCAGAAAAAUACCACUAUGUGUGUCCAAUUUCCUAUUUCCAAAUUACUAAAACAGGCUAUUAAAUAUCUGUUCUGAUGCUGCUAAAAUGGAAUAAUUAUAUGGUUUCUUCUCACAUCAGUGAAAUCAGUAAAUUAAUGGAGAGGGAGAAAAAAAGAACAUCCAUGAGUUGUUUCAAAAUUAAAUUGGAUAGGUUUUCAAUUGAAAAUGAUACAUUAAUGAGACCUGAACCCUUGUGUGCUACAAUCUGUCUAGACAGUAAGCACAGAGAUAGGAACUGCUCCAACUUGAACAGAAUAGAUGACUGAGUUUAUAGUUUGACUUGGAACUGGCACAUGAAGCCUGUUUUCACCUAAGAGGCUGCACAGUGUAAAGUGUUAAUGUAUCCCAGAGCAUCUCAGUUGCAAGUUGUGAACCUGACUGUGUACACCCUAUAGCAGAACUCCCUCCCUGGUGUGUCCACACUUGAGUCAUGCCACCUAAAAUCAUGCCUUCUCCUCAGACAUUUAAAAAUUAAACAAGCAGACAUCCUUUUCUUCAAAGAAGGAUUUCUGAUGUCUCUCCUCUCAAAUGAAUGCUUUUACUUUUGUGGUGAGAUUCCCAAAAGUGUUUGAAAUGAAUCAUUCAAUAAACAUCAAUAAUCAA
Pezoporus occidentalis (night parrot) is the source of this 1926-nucleotide messenger RNA. RefSeq names its product thyrotropin releasing hormone (gene TRH). Gene Ontology annotation, biological process: hormone-mediated signaling pathway; positive regulation of insulin secretion; eating behavior. The transcript is spliced from 2 exons. Gene Ontology annotation, cellular component: extracellular region; secretory granule. The coding region runs from base 184 to 1044 and encodes 286 amino acids. Lineage: Eukaryota; Metazoa; Chordata; Aves; Psittaciformes; Psittacidae. The record is from RefSeq and is a predicted model, not a curated record. Gene Ontology annotation, molecular function: thyrotropin-releasing hormone activity.